AAAACGGAGCAGAAAAUCAAAUAAAUUUGCAUCACUGUCUCUGAAACCUGUAAAAAAGCCCUAACUAGACAGACCCAGAUUCUAAAGAUGUCCGGAGAAGAAGAAGAGAAUGCGGCCGAGCUUAAAAUCGGAGAGGAAUUUUUGAAGGCCAAGUGUUUGAUGAAUUGUGAAGUUUCGUUGAUUCUUGAGCACAAGUUUGAGCAGCUUCAGCAGACGUCUGAUGAUCCCAUGAAUCAAGUUUCCCAGGUUUUUGAGAAAUCAUUGCAGUAUGUGAAGCGCUUCAGUCGGUAUAAGAAUCCUGAUGCUGUUAGACAAGUUAGAGAAAUCCUGAGUAGAUAUCAGUUGGCUGAAUUCGAGCUGUGUGUGCUUGGCAACCUUUGCCCUGAAACUGUAGAGGAAGCUAUUGCUAUGGUACCUUCCAUUAAGACCAAGGGGCGGGCUCAUGAUGACGAGGCAAUCGAGAAAAUGCUGAAUGACCUAUCACUAAUCAAGAAAUUUGAGUAGCGUUCUUCUAUCUCUAUCAGUAUCGAUAAUGCAAGACGAGACAUUUGAGGCCUCCUUGAGUUAUUAUUGUUGUAUUUUUAGAUAACACUUGCGAUAUCAAAAUAUUUAAACAUUGUUAUGGUUUUUCUUUACUUUCCUCUCUCUCUAUUUAACUUGUGGAUUGAUCCUAGAUCCCAGUUAUGAAUCUGUACAUGAUAAUGGAAUUCCAA
Messenger RNA from Pistacia vera, 713 nucleotides. RefSeq names its product DNA-directed RNA polymerase II subunit 4. The record is from RefSeq and is a predicted model, not a curated record. Gene Ontology annotation, molecular function: translation initiation factor binding; nucleotide binding. NCBI's taxonomy places the organism in Eukaryota, Viridiplantae, Streptophyta, Magnoliopsida, Sapindales, Anacardiaceae. Bases 88 to 504 code for a protein of 138 amino acids. Gene Ontology annotation, cellular component: P-body; RNA polymerase II, core complex. The transcript is spliced from 6 exons. Gene Ontology annotation, biological process: mRNA export from nucleus in response to heat stress; nuclear-transcribed mRNA catabolic process, deadenylation-dependent decay; transcription initiation at RNA polymerase II promoter.